CUGUGCUGGCAGCAGGACAGGAGGGAAAAGCUCCAACUAGAGCUGCAGCAGGCAAAGGAGUGGACGAGCACCCUCGAGAGAGAGAACGGGGCCCUGCAGCAAAGCCUGUGCCGCAGCCAGCAGGCGGUGAGCUGGGAUCAGCAGCAGAAGGGGCCCAGACCUCACCCGAAGCAGCAUCAGCUCCAGCAAUGCGGCACCCGCUAAGGUCCUGCCUCCCUGCAGCUAGGGGAGCAGAAGGAGCUGAGCCAGGGCCUGCAGUGCCACCUGGUUCGGCUGCAGGAGGAGCUGGGAGUCACCAAGGCCAGGGAGCAGCAAAGUCUGUGGCAGCUCAGCGGAGCCGAGGAGACCAUCCACACCCUGCAGCAGGAAGUGGCCUCCAACAGAAAGCAUCUGACGGAGCUGCUGGGACAAGUACAAGACAUGCCCAGCCUGCGGGCAGAGCUGGCCCAGGCCCAGCAGGGAAAAGCCAAGCAGGAGGAGGAGAUCGCAGCCUAUGAGGAGCAGAGGCAGCAGCUCCACUGGGAGCUGAGGAAGCUGCAGGGGGCCCAGGAGCAGAGCAAGCAGGAGGCCCACAUCCUCGAGAAGAGGCUGCAGGAGCUGAGCAGCCGAGCCCAGCAGUGGCAGCAGCUGCACGAGGACAGCGAGCGAACUCUGGCCACGCGGGAAGAGGAGCUGGUUGUUUGCAAGGUGGAGCUGGCCUUCCUCAAGGAAAAGCUCAGCAAGGCUCUGGAGCAGAAAGAAGCCCUUCAGCACGAAACUAACAUGUUACGACAGAAGUUUGCGGUCACUAGUGCUGAGGCAGAAGCCCUGCGCUCCUCCCUCACUGUGGCACAUUCUGACAGCAGCAGGCUGCACCGGGAAAGCGAGCUGGUGCUGGUCAACAUCGGCCAGUGGGUGAAAAAGCAGAAGCAGUCAAAUGAGAAACUAGGGCAAAAGAUCCAGCAGCAAGUCAAGCAGAUUGCUGAGCUGACAGGCGAGAAGGAGCAGCUCCAAAACAUACUGGGAAGGUUGCAGGAGGAAAACAAGUAUCUCAGGGCCAGAGCAGAUGAGCAGCGCCGCGAGUGUGAGCAGCUGAAGGCGAGCAGAGCUCCUGUCACAGCCUGGCCUGAAACAGUGCUAGGCCUGUGCUCCUGCGUGUAGAGGGAGAGCUGGGCACUGGCUGCACCAGGCACAGGUCGUGCAAGACCUGCCUUUGCAGGAGUCCAGGUCACGGCUGGGCCAGGCUCAGGUUGUCUUUGCCCUCUGAGAAUGUGCAUUGUCCCAGGCUCUGUAGGGCAGUAACUUGCCUGCACC
Struthio camelus australis is the source of this 1293-nucleotide messenger RNA. NCBI's taxonomy places the organism in Eukaryota, Metazoa, Chordata, Aves, Struthioniformes, Struthionidae. The record is from RefSeq and is a predicted model, not a curated record.